AUUUAUACGGCAGAAGAAGCCGAAUUGAAGUAAGCUAGGUCGUUUAACAGAGCGCCUAACUUGAACUCUAACUAAAAUUUUCUUUCUCAUUUAUGGUUUGUUGAUGCCUUUAUUAUAUUUCCAUCUCAGAGACACAUUUGCGAAGACCAGGAUCCACUGCAGGUGCAGGUGUAUGUGCAACUCUGCACCAUCCCCAACACUUGUUUCUCUUCAUUAUGCCCCAUUCAACCAACCUCUUUCAAUUUUCUACUCACUCUUGCAUCAAUUCUCAAACACCCUUAUCCAUGUCAAGUCCAUCCAUGCUCAGAUUAUUAAGAAUUGGGUAUCAACUGAAAACUAUCUUGCCGCAAAACUCAUCAGGGUCUACUCUGAUUUGGGUUUUAUUUGCCCUGCCCGCAAGGUGUUUGAUCAAUGUUCUUUACAAGGUACAGCUGUUUGCAAUGCCAUGAUGGCUGGGUUACUGAGGAACCAGCAACACGUGGAGGUUCCCAAGUUGUUCAAAAUUAUGGUGUUUGGUGAUUUAGAAAUCAAUAGUUACACGUGCAUGUUUGCUCUCAAGGCAUGCACCAACUUGUUGGAUGAUGAAAUUGGUAUGGAAAUAGUUAUGACAGUGUUUCGAAGGGGGUUUCAUGUGCAUCCCUAUGUUGGUAGUUCUAUUGUUAACUUUUUUGUCAAGUGUGGUUAUCUUGAUGAUGCGCGAAAAGUAUUUGAUGGAAUGCCGGAAAAGGAUAUUGUAUGCUGGAAUUCUAUCAUUGGUGGUUAUGUGCAGGAGGGAUUCUUCAGGGAGGCAAUUAAACUGUUCCUUGCGAUGAUUGGUGGUGGGUUAAGGCCGAGUCCAGUGACAAUGGUGAGCUUACUCAAAGCGUGUGGAGAGAGUGGACUUAAAAAACUAGGAACCUCUGCUCAUGGUGUUCUCAUUGCUUUAGGCAUGGGGAAUGACGUAUUUGUGCUUACUUCGUUGGUUGAUAUGUAUAGCAAUUUAGGUGACACAGACAUUGCUGCUUUGGUUUUCAAUGGCAUGUUCAAUAGAAGUUUGAUUUCGUGGAAUGCUAUGAUUUCAGGAUAUAUUCAAAAUGGUUUGAUACCUGAAUCUUUUGCACUCUUUCGUAGACUAAUCCAAAGUGGUUCUGGGUUUGAUUCUGGGACCUUGGUGAGCCUCAUUCGAGGAUGUUCUCAAACAUCUGACUUGGAAAAUGGAAGAAUCCUCCAUGCUUGUAUUAUAAGAAAAGGAAUUGAAUCGAACAUAGUUUUGUCCACUUCAAUUGUUGACAUGUAUUCUAAAUGUGGUGCCAUAAAGCUAGCAACUAUUGUUUUCGGAAGAAUGGAGAAAAGGAAUGUAAUUACAUGGACUGCCAUGCUGGUGGGUUUAUCUCAAAAUGGCUAUGCAGAGGAUGCCCUUAAAUUAUUUUUUCAAAUGCAAGAAGAAAAAGUUCCCGCCAAUUCUGUCACUCUUGUUAGCCUUGUGCAUUGUUGUGCCCACCUAGGAUCCCUCAAGAAAGGAAGGAGUGUCCAUGCUUAUUUGAUCCGACAUGGCUAUGCAUUUGAUGCAGUUAAUAUGUCAGCAUUGCUUGAUAUGUAUGCCAAGUGUGGUAAAAUUCGCUCUGCUGAGAAGUUAUUCAAUAAUGGUUUCCAUUUAAAAGAUGUUAUACUGUGUAACACUAUGAUUAUGGGUUAUGGAAUGCAUGGUCUUGGGCAUUAUGCUCUAUCUUUAUACGAUAGAAUGAUAGAGGAAAGUCUCAAGCCAAGUCAAACAACAUUUAUUUCUUUGCUAACAGCUUGCAGUCACUCGGGCCUUGUUGAAGAGGGUAAGGCUUUGUUCAACUGUAUGGAACGGGAUCAUAAUAUUAAGCCUCAGGACAAACACUAUGCUUGUGUUGUGGAUCUUCUUAGUCGAGCAGGCCGCCUCAAGGAAGCAGAUGCUCUGGUGAAACAAAUGCCCUUCCAACCCAGCACAGAUGUGUUUGAAGCUUUGCUCAGCGGUUGCAGAACCCAUAAGAAUAUUAACAUGGGGAUACAGAUAGCAGAUAGAUUAAUUUCCUUAGAUUACUUGAACUCUGGAAUUUAUGUCAUGUUAUCAAAUAUUUAUGCUGAAGCAGGAAGAUGGGAAUCAGUGAAUUACAUACGAGGCCUCAUGAGGAUGCAGGGUCUAAAAAAGGUACCUGGAUAUAGUUUGAUAGAAAUAGGGAAUCGGGUAUACACAUUUUUUGCUAGUGACGAUUCACAUCCUCGUUGGUCAGAUAUUUAUCAAGUAUUAGAAAAUUUGAGACUCGAGGUGGAGGCAGAAGGUUACAUUCCUGAUACUAGUUGUGUUCUUCGUGAUGUAAAUGAGCCAAUGAAGGUUAAGUUACUCUGGGGACACAGUGAGAGACUAGCCAUUGCAUUUGGUCUUUUAAGCACUCCAUAUGGAAGCUUGAUUAGGAUCACAAAAAAUCUUCGUGUAUGUGUUGACUGUCAUACUAUUACCAAAUACAUAUCAAAAAUAGUUCAGAGGGAAAUUAUAGUCAGGGAUGCUAAUCGUUUCCAUCACUUUGUUAAUGGGAAAUGCUCAUGUAAUGACUACUGGUAAUGAGGACUUAUUGAAAAGUUUUGAGCAAAAGUAACAAAAGCUUCCUUAAUGAGAAUGAACAUGACUAAUGUCACCCCUUUGGUACCCUUCUAUUCAUUACAUGCUUAUAAUAAGAGAACUAUAGUUAUUUCAUCGUUUAACUUUACCAACCAGUCAAUUGUGUUAGUGCGGUGUGUUGUAAUUCUUUUUUUACAUAUGUGGGAAUCACUUUAGAAAUUCCAUACUUUGGUAGUUGUGUAGGUAACAUGGGAGUUGGUGAACUUGACAAUCGUCUCAAUUAGUUAAUCAUGGCAAGAACAUUAGAACUCUUUGGAGAUUUGGUAAACUCCUGAAGUCCUCUCUAUUUGAAUGUUGUAUUUCAGUAUUUGAAGUUUUCAUUUAAAAACUCUUUUAUGUACUUUGUAUGAACAUAUGA
Molecule: messenger RNA, 2981 nt
Organism: Vigna umbellata (rice bean)
Lineage: Eukaryota; Viridiplantae; Streptophyta; Magnoliopsida; Fabales; Fabaceae
Source: RefSeq, a predicted model, not a curated record